Messenger RNA from Staurois parvus, 597 nucleotides. The record is from the annotation of a GenBank genome assembly. NCBI's taxonomy places the organism in Eukaryota, Metazoa, Chordata, Amphibia, Anura, Ranidae.
AUGGGGUCGUUUGCCGGAGCGGCAGCUGCGUUCGCCCUCUACUAUGAUGCCAUCCAGAGUUACACCGGCGGCAACCUGACCGUGUACGGACCCCGAGAGACGGCCUCCAUAUUCUCCUCGUACCCUGCCCCCUACCUGAGCAUUGCGAACGGUUUUCUAGAUCAGGUGAUGGGGACAGCCAUGUUGAUGGUCGGCAUUUUGGCCAUCAUCGAUUCCAGGAACAAGCCGGUCCCGAAGGGUCUGGAGCCAGUUGUGGUUGGGAUGCUGGUCUUCUCCAUUGGCCUUUCCAUGGGAGCGAACUGCGGCUAUCCAAUCAACCCGAGUCGAGACCUAGGGCCGCGGCUCUUCACCUACGUGGCGGGAUGGGGCUCAGAUGUCUUCAGGGCAGGAAACAACUGGUGGUGGGUCCCCAUCGUAGCACCAUGCGUGGGUGCUGUUUUCGGCUCCUUGCUGUAUGAGAUCUUGGUUGAGAUCCACCACCCGGCACAGGAAACCAGAGUGGAAGAGGCUACCAAUGUAGAGGCCCCAGCAGAAAAAAUGAAAGAGAUUCCGGUCUUCACGAUAAAUGUGGAGAACUCUUUGUGUCAUCGGCUUUGA